Lemur catta (Ring-tailed lemur) is the source of this 513-nucleotide messenger RNA. RefSeq names its product bifunctional heparan sulfate N-deacetylase/N-sulfotransferase 3-like. Gene Ontology annotation, cellular component: Golgi apparatus. The coding region runs from base 1 to 513 and encodes 170 amino acids. Lineage: Eukaryota; Metazoa; Chordata; Mammalia; Primates; Lemuridae. The transcript is spliced from 6 exons. The record is from RefSeq and is a predicted model, not a curated record. Gene Ontology annotation, molecular function: deacetylase activity; heparan sulfate N-sulfotransferase activity.
AUGGCUCAUCAGCGAUCGCACGAGGACCCCGCCGCUCUGCGGUUCAACUUCUACGAGGCGAUCUCGGCCGGGCCCUGGGCGCCCUGGGAGCUGCGGGCGCUGCAGCAGCGCUGCCUGGUGCCGGGCCGGUACGCCAGCCACAUCGAGAGGUGGCUCGUCCACUUCCCGCCCUUUCAGUUGCUGAUUAUUGAUGGGCAACAGCUAAGAACUGACCCUGCUACAGUGAUGGAUGAAGUCCAGAAGUUUCUAGGAGUCUCUCCUCAUUAUAACUACUCGGAAGCUUUAACGUUUGAUUCGCAUAAAGGUUUCUGGUGUCAGCUAUUGGAAGAAGGUAAAACAAAAUGCCUUGGAAAGAGCAAAGGAAGGAAAUACCCUCCAAUGGAUUCUGAUAGCAGAGCAUUUCUGUCGAGCUACGACCUAGAGCACAACGUGGAGCUCUCGAAGCUGCUGCACAGACUGGGGCAGCUGCUGCCAUCCUGGCUCAGACAGGAGCUGCAGAAGAGCAAAAUCUAG